Aureobasidium vineae is the source of this 201-nucleotide messenger RNA. Lineage: Eukaryota; Fungi; Ascomycota; Dothideomycetes; Dothideales; Saccotheciaceae. The record is from the annotation of a GenBank genome assembly.
AUGGGUCGUCGUCCCAUGUACCUGAUCUCCACCAUCGGUACUCUUGUUGUCUUCAACAUUGCAACCAUUCUUGCUGCUCGCUAUGCCGCAACACCACAGAGCACGCUUGGUGGGGCAUUCGUCGGCAUGUUGUUCGUCUACGGUUUCUUCUACGACUUUAAGUAUGUUGUCCGUGCUGCUGUCCGUGAAACAGACUGCUGA